This is a messenger RNA of Lachancea thermotolerans CBS 6340, 1254 nucleotides long. RefSeq names its product translation elongation factor EF1B gamma (gene CAM1). The record is from RefSeq and is a predicted model, not a curated record. Gene Ontology annotation, cellular component: nucleus; cytoplasm. The coding region runs from base 1 to 1254 and encodes 417 amino acids. Gene Ontology annotation, biological process: translational elongation. Gene Ontology annotation, molecular function: translation elongation factor activity. The transcript has a single exon. Lineage: Eukaryota; Fungi; Ascomycota; Saccharomycetes; Saccharomycetales; Saccharomycetaceae.
AUGUCUCUCGGUACACUUUACGGGAAUUUCCGUAUCAGAACUUGGGUCCCCCAAGCAAUUAUUAAGAAAUUUGGUCUCGACAUCAAGAUCAUCGCACCAGAGGACAAUGAGCAACAAUUUGCCAAGGACUUCCCCUUAAAGAAGGUCCCCGGGUUUUUGGGCCCAGAAGGUUUCAAACUCACUGAAACCAUGGCUGUGAUGUACUACUUAACCAAGCUUAUCCCUGAUGAGGAGGCCAAGAGGGAGCUGCUCGGCGCAAACGCUGAGGAGCAGGCCCAGGUCAUUAGGUGGCUGUCUUUCGCCAACAGUGAGUUGCUGAUCGAGUUGGUAAACGUAUUCAAGCCUCUCUUGGGUAUGUCUCCAUUUAUCAAACCUUUGUUUGACGCUGCUGUUGCCAAGGUCGACCAGAUCACCGCUGUCUUUGAGGAGAGGCUCAUCGAGCACACUUACUUGGCAUCUGAAGACAUCACGCUGGCCGAUCUCUUUGCUACCACCGUUUUCGCCAGAGGAUUUCAACACUGCUUGGGCUCUGAAUGGCGGGCAGCUCACCCAGCAAUCACCAGGUGGUACAACACCGUGAAGGCGUCCGACUACCUGGAAGAGUUCUUUGUCGACUUCAAGCCUUGUGACAAGCCUUUGCAGCCCCCACAGAACAACAAGAAGAAGGAGGCCAAGAAGGAGACAAAAAAGGAGGCCAAGAAGCCCUCUGCAGAAAAGCCUAAGGCAGCUGCUGAGGCCGAGAAGCCAGCUGAGCAGCCCAAGAAACCUAAGCAUCCUCUUGAGCUCCUUGGCAAAGCCAGCUUCCCGCUAGAAGACUGGAAGAGAAAGUACUCUAAUGAAGACACUAGACCCGUCGCUUUGCCUUGGUUCUGGGAGCAUUACAACCCAGAGGAGUACUCCAUCUGGAGAGUCGACUUCAAGUACAACGACGAAUUGACCUUGUGCUUUAUGUCUAACAACCAGGUUGGCGGCUUCAUGGAGAGACUGUCCGCCUCUGUCAAGUACAUGUUCGGCUGCAUUGUCGUUUACGGUGAGGACCGCAACAACGGUAUCGUCGGCGCUGUCAUGCUCAGAGGCCAGGACUACGUCCCAGCCUUUGACGUCGCUCCUGACUGGACCUCUUACGACUACGCCAAGCUUGACCCAAGCAAGGAAGAGGACAAGGAGUUCAUCAAUACCAUGUGGGCUUGGGAUAAGCCUGUGGUUAUUAAUGGCGAGCCAAGGGAAAUCAGCGACGGAAAGGUCCUCAAAUAA